AGUGGACAGAAUUAGAGGGGAAGGGUUUGGAGCCGGGGUAGGAUUAAGGAAAAUUGUGUGAAAUAAAAAGCGAGUGAUCACGAGUGACUCUGUUCGUGUCUGUUUCUGUUGGGAGGGAGGGCGAGAGAGAGAGAGAGAGAGAGAGAGAGCGAGUGAGCGCGAGAGCAUAGAUUUUCAUCCAAAUCCAUAUCUAUUUUUUAAUCCUCGUCUGCCACUGUAUUGUAAAACGCUGGUUGUAGCCAACGAGAGGAGUUCGCAAUGCAACGCUUUUCGUAAUCUUUCCGCAAUCUUCACCUCGCAUCCUUACAUCCUUUGAAGUGCGCAUUUGUUUUAAACUUCAUUUUCCCUCUGACUCUCGGACAGCAUCAUGACCGGUUUGUGGGAACGCAUCCCGUUGGAAUGGUGGGAAUUACGCGGCGAGGUCCCGGAGAGCAUGUAAACGCAAAUGGAGUUUGGGAUUUAUUACAAAAUAUGGGAAAGAUGACCGUCUUGUCGUUGUGCUUUUUCCUGUGCGCUGAUCUACUGCAAGUAGCUGUUGGAUAUUUGACCGUAACAAUAGAGCCACUGCUUCCUGUUGUUGUGGGGGAGACAGUGACUUUAAAGUGUAACUUUAAGACGGAUGGAAGAUUGCGAGAGAUCGUUUGGUACAAGGUUACUGAUGGGGGAACUAUUAAGCAGAAGAUUUUUACGUACGAUGCUAUGUUCAACACCAAUUACUCCCAUAUGGAGGAUUACCGCAGGCGAGAAGAUCUGGUGUAUCAAUCAACAGUCCGGCUUCCAGAGGUUCGGCUCUCUGACAGCGGACCUUAUGAAUGCCAUGUAGGAAUCUAUGACCGAGCAACGAGGGAGAAGGUCGUUCUGGCAUCGGGGAAUGUCAUUCUAACAGUCAUGUCCCCACCAAACAACAUCUCAGUAGUGGCUGAGAACACCCCGGCGCCAUUCAGCCGGUACCAGGCCCAAAAUCUUACUCUGGUCUGCAAUGCCAAAGGAGGCAAGCCGGCCCCAAUGAUACAAUUUAAGCGGGAUGGAGAGUUAAUAGAGGUGAUCUCCUACCUUUCCCCCACUGUGGGUUACGAGGGCGGUGGCUCUGCAGGGGUGCGUGGAGCCAGACCUCUGAUCAGUCGGGACCUGGAUGACACUAAAAUGCGGAAGUCACUUUCUCUGCUGGGUCCGGAUGGCAGGCCUGGACGUCUCCAUACUGAGAGCCCUGGUCGGAGCUACAUGGCCAGGCAGCCUGGUAAUGAGCCAAGCCCGGCUACAGAGACCAUCCCGGAGACGGUGGUGAGCCGGGAGUUUCCCCGCUGGGUUCAGAGCACGGACCCCCUGUACUACUUCAGCAACACGCACAUCCCCCAGAGCGACGGGUCUGUGAUGGUUCAAGCAAAGCUUACAUGGACCCUGAACCCGCAGCUGGACAACGACGCCCUGUUUAGUUGCGAGGUCACGCACCCAGCUCUAUCCAUGCCUAUGCAGACUGAGGUUACACUGGCGGCCCCUAAAGGCCCCAAGCUUGUGAUAACCCCUGAAAGGGCAAAGGUAGGGGAUACGGUGCGCAUCACCGUCCAAGGUUUCCAGGUAGGAUCUCCAGGGAAUGAGGUGUUUCCCGAGCCUCUGUACACCUGGACGCGGAUAGGUGGGAGACUGCUGGAUGGCAGUGAGGACAAAGAUGGGAAGGAACUGGUGUUGGAGCGCGUGCCUGCAGAACUCAAUGGCUCCAUGUACCGUUGCACGGCCCAGAAUCCGCUGGGCUCUACUGAUACACAUACACGCCUCAUUGUGUUUGAAAACCCAAGUAUGAUGAAAAACACACAGAAUCCCAACAACGGAGCUGCCGGUUUGCAUACCUAUGGACUGAUAUGCCUGCCACUUAUUCUAACAGUGACUUUUAAGCUGACGUGAAUAUCUUCAGUUCAGCCAAACAUAACACACCUCCUCUCCAGGCAGGCGCACACACUCCAAACACACACAAACACAAGCCUUCUCCAGCCCGUGAAUUAACCUACCUUGCUUUCAUCUGUGGGAGAACCUGAGCCUUCAACAGGGGGUGCGCCACCCUUUUCUUUUGUGAACAUGACCCAAAAAAAUCUAAAUGGAAAUUAUAAUAAUAUUGAUUAAAUAAUGAUUACACGUGAAAUUAUGUGAACAUGAGAACAAGAAUCUGCCCUUUCACACAGACGCGCUUUUGUUUGGUUUUUGCCUGUCAAUCAUGUCAUUCAGAAAGAGGGAAAGGAGAAGAGCUUGGUGUUUGAGAUAAACAAAUUUGUCAUGCACUGGGCUGUGGAAAAAAGACACUGAGAAAUUGUUGGUUUCUGACAACGCUGACUGUCACUUCAACUCCGACCAGUGUUAUUCAAGCUGCCUCCGUUGAAUCCUGCACACUGGCACAAACAGGACACAAAACCUCCUUUUUAAGGACCAUGUUUUUCGCCAUUUGUGUUGUCGGAUCACAGUUUUUUUCCCCUUUUAUUUUCUUGAAUGGCUCUUGACUGGAAUGUAAAAAAAAAGACAAUGCGAAACGUCCUGUGACAUUUUAUUGCAAAGAAAUGGAAGAUCCUCUUUUUAAGUGUAUUUUGUGUACAUCCCUGUAAAUAAUGAAAAGUAUAUUACAGAAAAGAUAAAAUUAAUAGAGGUUUGGGGGUCAGGAUUUGGGGGAAAGAUGCAAGGGGGGUAAGCACCUAAUGGCUUUAUUGCGCGUGUCUGGUCAUCCCCGGUGGCCAUCACCCGAAAAUCCAACCCAGGCUUUUAGAAAACAGUGAAAUCAGUGGCCUUUUUCAGUUCUGAUUUCAUGUGUUCAGUAUCUAUGACAUAUGUGUGACUGUUUUCAAUCACAGAGGAAAGAGGGCGACCUUUCUCCAGUGUUGGUGCAUGUGUUUGAAGAUGAUUUCCCCUCUCAUCUGUUUGUUGCCUACCUGUACUUAAGUUCUUGUCCAAUAUUCAGUGACCUGCAUCGUGUACAGUCCUUAUCUCUAAUCUAACAGUUACUGCUAGGAUCAUGUUAGAUGCCAUUAACCCCCCCCCCCCCCAUCCCCCCAAAGGAAGCUCAAGUGAGUACAAGUGUAAACAGGGUUGUUGCAUUUGUUUCAUAUCACCUGUAUUAAAAAUGGAGAUGAUCUACAUAAUGUCUGUGUGUGAUUGGACUUUGGGUGCUUUGUUUUACCUUGAAGUUACAGUUCACCCAAAAAUAAUAAUUCGGUCAUCAUUUCAUCACUUGUAUGACUUACUUUUUUCUGAAGAACACAGAAGAUGUUGUGAAACAAAUGAUGGUAACGAACAACGGCAGCACCCAUUUACUUGCAUUGGUUUUUUGUCCAUACAAUAGAAGUCAAUGGGUUUAAAAUAGCAAAAGGUGAGUAAAUGUUGACGGAAUUUCAUUUUUGGGUGAACAAUUGCUUUGAUAUUUCUGUACGCUCAGCAGCAACUAAAAUAUGUCAUCUGGUUCUUACAUUUUGUGAUUUCUGAUACGGCCAUUCCAUGACAUUUUUUCUUUUGGUCUCAUACUUUGUCACAUGAAUUUGCAAAUCAAUUUACCAAACAGUGUUUUUUCUACACUUCUAACAGGUUAAUAUGAUAUGAUAAAAUAAUAAUCUUUAUCAGAAAAUAUGUUUAAGAUUAAUUUGUCUGAAUUAAGAGAGAUUACUUUUUUUAAAAUUGCCAAAUAACUACUAGGCUCUGCAUUUUUCUGAAGCAUGUUUUUCGCUGUCU
This is a messenger RNA of Triplophysa dalaica, 3702 nucleotides long. It is a transcript of the gene igsf21a, whose product is annotated as immunoglobin superfamily, member 21a. The transcript is spliced from 10 exons. Lineage: Eukaryota; Metazoa; Chordata; Actinopteri; Cypriniformes; Nemacheilidae. Gene Ontology annotation, cellular component: adherens junction. The record is from RefSeq and is a predicted model, not a curated record. The coding region runs from base 400 to 1899 and encodes 499 amino acids. Gene Ontology annotation, biological process: heterophilic cell-cell adhesion; homophilic cell-cell adhesion.